AAAAAAGACAAAUAUUUUUGUUUCACUGCUCCUAUCUUCACAUUCCAGGAGACUUCCUUUCAAAAUUUUCUUAAUUAUAAUUAUUCACAAGUUUGACUUUUUCUGUUCAAAUUUGGUUUAAGUCGGAAUUGUAAAUCGAUUUACAGUUCUAUAAAUUUUGCCGACCAAAAAAGGCAAAACAAAACAGAGAAAGAGAAGGAUAAAGAGACAUGAGAUUUCCUGUCACUUUACUUACGCGGACAUAGCAAACAUCUUUUUGAUCAUUCAGAGUUUUUUUUGUCCUAUUACCACUUCAAAUCCAAAAACAAAAGUUUAUAAAUUUAUUUCCCUCAAAGUACCACUUAAUCAUCGACUUUUUGACCAUUUCUCCAUCUGGGUUUUAUUAUCUUCAGUUCUUUGUGUCACAACUCCAGUUUCUUUUUGUAUUUUGUUGUUUUUUUCACAAAUUGAGAUUGUUGUUUCCUAUAAGGUUUUGUUUUAUUCUAUUUAUGGAAGUCUCUUGAUUUCGCUUUUAUAACCUCAAAAAGCAUCUUUCUUGAUAGCACCAAGUAUGAUUUGAUCAUCAAAAGGGUUUGGAUUUGACAGGUCUCUAUUUUAGGUUUGUUUUUGGUUAGAAGUUAAAACCAAAAUAAAAUCUUAACUUUUGGAAAUGGGAUCUGUUACUGGGUUUUACUCAAAUGAAGUGUUUGAAUUAGAUCCUAAAUGGGUUGUUGAUCCUCAACAUCUCUUUGUUGGUCCCAAGAUUGGUGAAGGUGCUCAUGCCAAAAUCUAUGAAGGAAAGUAAGUUUAUUUCUUUAUCAGAUUAAUUUCAUCAAAAGUUUUACUCUGUAUAUGGUUCUGAAUCCAUUAUUGUUUCCCUUUUUCUCGGCGAUUGAUCUGUUUGGACUGGUUCUGGUCUUCUUGAGCUUGUGUCUUAAUCUUUGCAUGUGUGAAAAAUUGAAACUUUUUUGCUUCAAUAUAUCUAGUCAUUUGCAUAUCACUAUAUCAGUUUCAGUUUAAUGGUUGUUGUUCAAUGAGUUCAGAAUAAAAAGAAUUACUAUGUUUGUAUCAAAAAUUUCAGAGAAAUCUUUUCUCUAGAAAUUUCAGAGCAUUAGUGUGAAUCUGUGGAGCGAAUUCAAUCAUAAAGAUAGUUUUCAUAGAUGUUAUAGUUUGAUGAAGAUUGAAGAGUAUUGAGAAUGAUGUAAAAUGUGGUUUCUUGUUUAGGUAUAAGAACAAAACAGUUGCUAUUAAGAUUGUUAAAAGAGGAGAAUCUCCCGAAGAGAUUGCGAAAAGAGAGAGCAGAUUUGCAAGAGAGGUCUCUAUGUUGUCUAGAGUUCAACACAAAAAUUUGGUCAAGUUCAUUGGAGCUUGCAAAGAACCAAUCAUGGUUAUAGUCACCGAGCUUUUACUCGGUGGUACAUUGCGUAAAUACCUUGUUAGCUUGCGUCCAGGGAGUUUGGACAUACGUGUAGCUGUUGGAUAUGCCCUUGACAUUGCUCGGGCGAUGGAAUGCUUACACUCUCAUGGAGUCAUCCAUCGCGAUCUCAAACCAGAGAGCUUGAUCUUAACUGCGGAUUACAAGACUGUUAAACUAGCAGAUUUUGGUUUAGCUAGAGAAGAAUCAUUAACCGAGAUGAUGACCGCAGAAACUGGUACAUAUCGUUGGAUGGCUCCCGAGCUUUACAGUACGGUCACGUUGAGGCAUGGUGAGAAAAAACACUAUAACCAUAAGGUAGAUGCAUACAGCUUCGCCAUUGUCUUGUGGGAGCUUAUCCACAACAAAUUACCUUUUGAAGGCAUGUCAAAUCUCCAAGCCGCUUACGCUGCUGCAUUCAAGAACGUGAGGCCAAGCGCAGACGAUUUACCAAAGGAUUUAGCAAUGAUUGUAACAUCUUGCUGGAAAGAGGAUCCAAACGAUCGACCAAACUUCACAGAGAUUAUUCAAAUGCUUCUACGUUGCCUCUCCACAAUCUCAUCAACUGAGCUUGUUCCUCCGGCCAUUAAACGUGUUUUCUCGUCGGAAAACACGGUCUUGCCACCAGAAUCGCCGGGAACUUGCUCAUUGAUGACUGUUAGAGACAAAGAUCAGAUUCCUACCGAUGCAAACUCGGCGCAGAAUGAAGUUAGAGGAAGCUUCUUCUUCUUCUGCUGCUAAUAUUUGAUUUAUUGGUUAUAAAGUGAAACAUGAGAGAAUGUGGUUUGAUAUAUCAUAUGUAAUGUAUUAAUUUGAAUGAUAAUAGCUUAGAGUUAUUGUUAUGAGUUUAACGUUUUUCCUAAAAAUGUUCU
Molecule: messenger RNA, 2265 nt
Organism: Arabidopsis thaliana (thale cress)
Lineage: Eukaryota; Viridiplantae; Streptophyta; Magnoliopsida; Brassicales; Brassicaceae
Product: Protein kinase superfamily protein
Exons: 5
Coding region: 1301-2134 (277 amino acids)
Molecular function (GO): protein serine/threonine kinase activity; nucleotide binding; protein kinase activity
Source: RefSeq, marked reviewed